Branchiostoma floridae (Florida lancelet) is the source of this 1626-nucleotide messenger RNA. Its product is annotated as phosphoethanolamine N-methyltransferase 1-like. Lineage: Eukaryota; Metazoa; Chordata; Leptocardii; Amphioxiformes; Branchiostomatidae. The coding region runs from base 168 to 1076 and encodes 302 amino acids. The transcript is spliced from 9 exons. The record is from RefSeq and is a predicted model, not a curated record.
AAAAGUCCGUUGAGGCGUAUACUCUCCUUGGUCAGUGGAUCGAUCCUGAGGACCACGCGAUUCAGGCUCCGGAGGAAAUCCAUAGAAUACCUGCGGAUACCGGACGACGCCAUUGCUCACAGUGGUCUACACACAGCCAGACUCGUCCAGACAAGAAAAAUCCCAAGAUGCAAGUAGUCCGUUCUUUGGCCAGGCUUACUCGUCCGAUCCUCACAUUUCAAAGGACGAAAGCCACCAUAUCCAACGAAGACCACAAACUGAGACAGUUUAUUAUAUACCACCAUGUAGAGAGAAUUUACACGGACCUAAAAGAGCUUGGCUACCGUGACAACGACCCCCUGAAGUUGGCUGACCUGACAACUCUGGACCAGUGGCACUAUAACGGCACGGAACCUGUAGAUGCCGCCAUCAAGCUUCUGGGGAUCAGGGAAGGUGCACGGGUCCUUGAUGUAGGCUCCGGCAUUGGCGGCCCCUCGAGGUACCUAGCGCACAAAGCCAAGUGUCACGUGACGGCCUCUGAACUCCUGCCCGACAACCACCGCGUGGGGCAAGAUCUGACGUCACGCUGUGGCAUGACGGGAAGCGUGAAGCACAUGUGCGGUGACAUCACCACGACAAAACUGGGCAAAGAAGAGUUUGAUCACGUGGUGAGUUUCCAGGCUGUUUACUACGUGGAGGACAAACUCAGGCUGUUCCGUCAUCUGUCCAACUCCCUGAAACCGGGAGGAACCAUAUAUUUUGAGGAGUUCUGCCGCCUGAAGGAUAUCAAGAAUUCCGAGGAACAAGCGGCGCUGGACUUCUUCCUGCUGUGCCUCAACACCCUGCCGACCCACCGGGACUACAAGACCAUGCUGGAGAAGGCUGGCUUUGAUGUCACGGUCCAGGACAUUUCCGACUCGUACAGAGAGUUCACGCACCAGCGCUGGAAGAAGUGGGUAGAACAACGUGACAGGUCCGUGCGUCUGUACGGGGAGGACAUGGUGAACAGCUGGCUCAAACUCUACGUCACCGCCAGGAACCUGUGCAACGAGUUCGGGCUGAUGGGAGGGGGGCGCUUCGUCGCCCGUAAAGCGUGAUUAAAUGUUUUGAUUUCAUGCAUAAAUUGUUUGUUUUUGAGGGUCCCAAAGGGUUACCCAGAACGCCGUCAAGAAAAAUGGAUGGAGGAAUUUAAUUAUAUGACUCAGCUAUGAGGAUCAAAGGGUUUGAAAUGAAGACAAAUAGAAAAUAGAAGAAUGGGCUUCCAAUGUUCUGUAAAGUUGUAGGUUACUUUAAUGGAUUAUAUAUUUUAAUUUAACGAUGGCUUUCCACAAUCAAUAAUGAUAAUUUAUGUUUCAAUAGUCGGAUGACAGGAUCUUUAUACUUAUAACACACUGUUACGUUAUAUGGCUCCAUAAGAUAUAUACAAACUACGCACUGUAUUAAGUGGUAAACUGUAUUUGAUGGAAUAUCAGUAGUAUUCACAGUCGCGUUGGUUAGAUAAACGUUAUAUAAAUCUACCAGACAUAGAAUACUUAAAUUUGGACAUAGGUGCAUAUAUUUUUUUCUAGAAAAUACUACGGAAGAAAUUUCAACAUUUGCAAUUUACAUAUUUUAGGAAGCGGGGAAAAUAAAUCCAUCUAAAUUGUG